Knipowitschia caucasica is the source of this 249-nucleotide messenger RNA. Lineage: Eukaryota; Metazoa; Chordata; Actinopteri; Gobiiformes; Gobiidae. The record is from the annotation of a GenBank genome assembly.
AUGGGUACUGGGGUGGGGGUGAAGGGAUGUUGGUUAAUGGGGGGUUGUAGUGUUGUGGGUUUUGGAUGGGGUUGGGGGAUGGGGGUUGUGGGGGGGGGUGGGAGGGGGGCAUGGGUUUUCGUUUGCCUAGUGUAUGGUGAAUGGGGGGUGAUAGUGAAGGUGGUGGGGGAUUGGGUGGGGGGGAUUGGGAGUGAGGUGAUGAAGGUUGAGCUCACUGAGGAGGAGGAGGAGGACAAUGCUCUGAAGUGA